UGCCGGGUAACAACUUCCGGGUUCAACCUGCAGCUCCAUGCGCGAAGUGACAGCAAAGUCAGUCAGGAAAUAGUCCCACUUUUAAAAACCAACAUUUUUUGUUUUGUUUUCUGAAUGCAGUUCUACGUUCAUAUUUCAUUAUUUAAUCACUUUUUAAAAUCUCCUUAAAAUGGUGUUUUACUUCACAAGUGCCGUGGUGGAGCCUCCUUACACCAUUUACAUGGGAAAAGACAAGUAUGAAAACGAAGAUCUCAUCAAGUAUGGUUGGCCUGAAGACAUCUGGUUUCAUGUGGACAAGCUGUCCUCAGCUCACGUUUAUCUUCGCUUGCCAAAGGGUGUGACUAUCAACGAUAUUCCACCGGAGGUUUUGAUAGACUGUGCACAGCUGGUGAAAAACAACAGCAUUCAAGGCUGUAAGAUGAACAACAUCGGCGUGGUCUACACGCCGUGGUCCAACCUGAAGAAGACGGGAGACAUGGACGUGGGACAGAUCGGCUUCCAUCGACAAAAGGAGGUGAAGACGGUGGCUGUGGAGAAGAAAGUCAACGAGAUCGUGAACCGCUUGGAGAAGACCAAAGAGGAGCGCUUUCCUGACUUGGCGGCCGAGAAGGAGUCAAGGGACCGUGAGGAGCGCAACGAGAAGAAAGCUCAGCUGCAGGAGCAGAAAAGACGCGAAAAGGACGAGCAGAAGAAGAAGAAGGAGACAGACAAGCUCAAGUGCUACAGUUCGCUGAUGAAAAGCGAAAACAUGCAGACCAAUGAGGAGGGCUACGAUUCCGACGACUUUAUGUGAGGACGACAUCAAUAACGGCUAAUGAAAUGAAACAAAGACGU
This is a messenger RNA of Hippocampus comes (tiger tail seahorse), 834 nucleotides long. RefSeq names its product coiled-coil domain containing 25 (gene ccdc25). Bases 170 to 793 code for a protein of 207 amino acids. The record is from RefSeq and is a predicted model, not a curated record. The transcript has 9 exons. NCBI's taxonomy places the organism in Eukaryota, Metazoa, Chordata, Actinopteri, Syngnathiformes, Syngnathidae.